Messenger RNA from Saccostrea cuccullata (small rock oyster), 632 nucleotides. Its product is annotated as fatty acid-binding protein, adipocyte-like. Gene Ontology annotation, biological process: fatty acid transport. Gene Ontology annotation, molecular function: fatty acid binding. Gene Ontology annotation, cellular component: nucleus; cytosol. NCBI's taxonomy places the organism in Eukaryota, Metazoa, Mollusca, Bivalvia, Ostreida, Ostreidae. The coding region runs from base 92 to 487 and encodes 131 amino acids. The record is from RefSeq and is a predicted model, not a curated record. The transcript has 5 exons.
UUUACACAGUGCCUUCAAUAUACCAGAGCAUAUCGCGUACCUAACAGAAAGGCUACAGAAGCAGAGGUGUUUUCUUCUUCAGCUAACGAAAAUGGCAAGUUUAGUUGGAAAAUGGAGCUAUGUUUCAGCCGAUAACAUGGAGAAUUAUAUGGAAGCAUCUGGCGUGCCAGAAAAUUUGAGAGAAAUCGCUCGUAAGAAUCAGCCCAAUAUGGAGAUAAGCAACAGCGGCGAUACGUGGACCAUCAAAACAGUGGUGGGCGAAAAAAUGAAAGAUUCCACCUUCAAGUUAGGCGAAGAAUUCGAUUCCGUCUCACUCACAGGACAACCUCUGAAGUGCACAGUCACAUUAAAUGGAGAAGAAAUGACAGAAACACAGAAGGCAGGAGAUAUUGUUGUCACAAUCACAAGAAAAAUAGAAAAUAAUCAGCUACUGUCAACUAUGACCAUUAACGGUGUUUCUGCCGUGGUGAAAUUCCAGAAGGCUUAGACAAUAGACUUCACGUAGAUCAUAUAAUUUUUUAUUCAAUUUUGCAAUCAAAAGUUUAUGUGGCCAUAUAGUACUGAAGAAUCAUGAUUUUCUCUGCAUCUUUUCUGCAUAAUAAACAUACAAAUAAAAUCUGUCAUUGAAAAAA